AUGACCCACCUUUCCCCGUCUCCCAAUUCAAUCUCAAACCUCUUCUCCUCUUUUAGUUUUGUAGUGAACCUGGUGUGUCAGAAUGGCGACAUUGCCUUUCACUUCAACCCGCGGCUCAACCAAGGCAAUGUAGUCGUCUGCAACACGCAUGAAAAAGGCCGCUGGGGGCCUGAGGAGCGGGUCUACAACAUGCCCUUCCAAUCGAGCGUCUACUUUGAAAUUAUCAUCAACGUCAGGAGCCACUGCUAUCAGGUAUCAGUCAAUGGAAGCCACUUCUUGGAGUACAAGCACCGCCUUCCAUUCCAUCUGGUCCAGAACCUGUAUGUUGAUGGCGAUAUCUCCUUGAACUGUAUCAACUUCCAAGGAGCUGCUGCUAGUGCGCCACCUCCGUAUGCGCCUCCUGCUUACAAUGUCAUCACAGCCACCAAUGUCGGUGGCAUGUUUGCACAGCCAGGCUUUGCACAACCAGGCUUUGCACAACCAUCGUUUUCAAGGAAGAAGAGCAAGACAGCCCAGGGCUUCAGUGGAGUGACUUUGUCCAAUCCUGCUGUUCCAUUCCAUGCAGCCAUCCCGGGAAACUUCGCUCAGUUCCGGAAGAUCAAAAUUGUGGGGAACGUGCCACUUUUUGCAAACAGAUUCCACGUGAACCUGAAAAACACCAUGACAGGCAACAUUGCUCUGCACAUAAACCCGCGAUUCAAAGAGGGAGCCCUUGUUCGGAAUACGUCCAUUAAUGGUACUUGGGGUUCUGAGGAGCGCCACAUCCGCAGUAUGCCUUUCUCCCCUGGCCAAGCCUUCCAUAUGGAGAUUACCAACCUGAAGAAAAACUACAAGGUUUUUGUGAAUGGACAGGUGAUAUUUGACUACACGCAUCGGAUCCCACCAGGACAUGUAGACCAAUUGGAAAUAGCUGGAGACGUGAGCCUGUCUUGCGUACAGUACUGACAAGUCUGUUUUCCCUGUGCACUUCUAUGCAAGCCUACUGUACAUAGUGAACACCAAACCCAUGAAUUUGUAGUAUGGAAUAAUAUGGAAGCCAGGGGGACAUACAGAGGCCAGGAUUGCUAUAUGUGUCUCAAUCUGAUUUAAAUCUGUAAGUGCAGACUUAGUAAGUGCUGCAUGAAGGUAUCAAGUGGAAUGUUUUCAUCACAUAAUCACAUAAAUCUUUCUCAAACAGCAUUUGACUCCUCUUCACUCCCUCUUUCUCGAUUUCACUUUGUAUAGUCUUAUUAAUUAUGCUCCACUUACCUCCCAGGUAAGAAAUACUGUACAUUGCAAUGAAAAUAAAGAUGGAAUAGUAGUUGGAACAACACUGUUCAAUGGUACUGUAUACUGUGCAAUUUCAGUCUGAAUGUAUCUUAUAAUCUGCCAUAAAAUAAAGAUGUAUAAAGGAAAAA
Sceloporus undulatus (fence lizard) is the source of this 1397-nucleotide messenger RNA. RefSeq names its product galectin-9-like. Gene Ontology annotation, molecular function: carbohydrate binding. The transcript is spliced from 9 exons. Lineage: Eukaryota; Metazoa; Chordata; Lepidosauria; Squamata; Phrynosomatidae. The record is from RefSeq and is a predicted model, not a curated record. The coding region runs from base 1 to 945 and encodes 314 amino acids.